AAAAUAUCGAAAUAAUUUGGUUUAAUAGAAUAGUCUACAAUUAAACACCUCCCCCUCUUCACAAAACCUACUCAAACACAACACAUUCCUCACUUGAGUCACUUCGAUCCUUUUCCUCUCAUCGAUUGACGAAACUCAGACCCAUGGCCCGCCUCUUACUGCUUCUUGUAGUUGGGGUUUUAAUCGACGGCGCGCAGACCGAAUCGGAGUUUAUCGCCACUGACAGCCCGAUCAGACAAGUCGUCGUCGACAAUUUGCUUUUUUUCCUUUAUAAGAAGCUCCCACAUACGCAAGGUCGGGGAUUGACGGGAGCAGGAGCAGCGGCGGUGGCGCAAAAGCUGGACUACGGCGGCCAUUUGCCCGAGACCCGGUUUGCCGAUGACAAAAGAUUCCGACUCCAAGCAGAUUUUGGUCUUUUCGUUUUAAUCGCACUAAUUGGGCAGUAUGCAAUACCCAUUCUCGAAGAGAAAUCUGUUUUGGGCACUGCAGCUCCUACAAUAAUAGCAUACAUGGACACCCAGCUCUGCGCAAUGAGAAUAUCACUGGAAAACUUCUCACAUUUGCUGGACGUCGUGUCUGGACUACCCAAGAGGCUUGCAGGUGAAGAUGCAAAUGUCGCCACUGUCCCCGUCUAUUUGAAUGGACCAACGACGUUGUUGAUAGAUUGGCAUUCUCAGAGGUUAGACCGUUUAGAGAGUCGUGAUGGAGGGGUUUGA
Messenger RNA from Striga asiatica, 716 nucleotides. Lineage: Eukaryota; Viridiplantae; Streptophyta; Magnoliopsida; Lamiales; Orobanchaceae. The record is from the annotation of a GenBank genome assembly.